AUGGCGGGCGUCUGCAACCUUCCAGCCCGACAGCGCCUGGCCACCCGCGUGAUUGCGCGCGUAAAACAGGGCAAUGCGCCCUUGUUUCUGGUGCUGCUGGGCUGUGGCCUGGUCUGGGGCCUGUCGUUCCCGCUGAACAAAAUCGCCGUGUCCGAAGGCUACCGCGAUUUCGGGAUCAUCUUCUGGAACCAGUUCAUCUGUGCCACCCUUCUAUCGCUGAUCUGCUGGCAACGCGGCGUCUGGCCCGGGUUCAAACGUGACCAGAUCCGGCUGUAUCUGGCGGUGAUGCUGUGUGGCACGCUGUUGCCCAACUGGGCCUCUUACACGGCCUCCGUGUAUCUGCCUGCGGGCGUCGUGGCGCUGCUGAUUUCACUGGUGCCGAUGUUCGCCUUCCCCAUCGCACUGGCGUUUGGGUCUGAGAAAUUCAACUGGCGUCGCUUCGCCGGGCUGCUGACCGGCAUGGCUGCGGUUCUAUUGAUCGCAGGGCCAGAGGCCAGCCUGCCAGACCGCGCCAUGGUGGUCUUUGUACCGCUUGCGUUGAUUGCACCGUUUUUAUACGGGCUGGAAAGCAACCUUGUGGCGAAAUGGGGCGACACGGGCGAAGGUCCGGUGCGUGUUCUUCUGGGCGCAAGCAUUCUGGGCAGCAUCGCAAGCCUGCCCAUCGCAUUGAUGACCGGCACAUUCAUCCCCCCGCCCACCACCUGGACCGCCCCCGAUUUCGCCAUUGUCAUGGCCUCCCUGAUCAACGUGAUCGCGUACACGGGCUACGUCUGGCUGGUGGGCCGUGCCGGUGCGGUGUUCUCAGCCCAGGUCGCCUAUAUCGUCACGGCGUCCGGCCUGCUCUGGUCCAUGCUUUUGCUAUCCGAGAGCUAUUCCAGCUAUAUCUGGAUCGCCCUUGUUCUGAUGAUGGCAGGGCUGUUUCUGGUGCAGCCGAGGGGGAAUGCUUCAGCUGUUGGACAGUGA
Amphibalanus amphitrite is the source of this 963-nucleotide messenger RNA. RefSeq lists its product as uncharacterized. The transcript has a single exon. Gene Ontology annotation, cellular component: membrane. Bases 1 to 963 code for a protein of 320 amino acids. The record is from RefSeq and is a predicted model, not a curated record. NCBI's taxonomy places the organism in Eukaryota, Metazoa, Arthropoda, Thecostraca, Balanomorpha, Balanidae.